Messenger RNA from Dama dama (fallow deer), 3288 nucleotides. It is a transcript of the gene KAT14, whose product is annotated as lysine acetyltransferase 14. NCBI's taxonomy places the organism in Eukaryota, Metazoa, Chordata, Mammalia, Artiodactyla, Cervidae. Gene Ontology annotation, molecular function: acyltransferase activity, transferring groups other than amino-acyl groups. Bases 18 to 2366 code for a protein of 782 amino acids. The transcript is spliced from 10 exons. The record is from RefSeq and is a predicted model, not a curated record.
CCUGUGAGCCGGGAGGGAUGGAGGGUAGCAUCCACCUGAGCGGUUUGAUCAGUCGGCACGACGAUGAAGCCACGAGAACAUCAACGUCGGAGGGGCUGGAGGAGGGGGAGGUGGAGGGGGAGACCCUGCUGAUCGUGGAGUCGGAGGACCAGGCAUCCGUGGACUUGUCUCACGACCAGAGCGGGGACUCCCUCAACAGUGAUGAAGGGGACGUGUCGUGGAUGGAGGAGCAGCUGUCCUACUUCUGCGACAAGUGCCAGAAGUGGAUCCCGGCCAGUCAGCUGAGGGAACAGCUCAGUUACCUUAAGGGCGAUAAUUUUUUUAGGUUUACCUGUUCCGAUUGCUCAGAAGAUGGCAAGGAGCAGUAUGAGAGGCUGAAGCUGACAUGGCAGCAAGUGGUCGUGCUGGCGAUGUACAACUUGUCCCUGGAAGGCAGCGGGAGGCAGGGCUAUUUCCGGUGGAAGGAAGAUAUCUGCGCCUUUAUCGAGAAACACUGGACUUUUCUACUAGGAAAUAGGAAGAAGACCUCCACCUGGUGGAGCACGGUCGCCGGCUGCCUCAGCGUGGGGAGCCCCAUGUACUUCCGCUCGGGAGCUCAGGAGUUCGGAGAACCAGGAUGGUGGAAGCUCGUCCACAACAGGCCCCCGACCCUGAAACCCGAGGGAGAGAAGCUGUCCGCCUCCGCUCUGAAAGUGAAAGCAGCCUCCAAACCAACUUUAGAUCCCAUCAUCACUGUCGAGGGACUUAGAAAGCGAGCGAGUCGGAAUCCUGUGGAAUCUGCCAUGGAACUGAAAGAGAAAAGGUCUCGGACUCAGGAAGCCAAGGACAUCAGGAGAGCCCAGAAGGAGGCAGCUGGCUUUGCUGACCGGAGCAGCUCUUCCACGCCUGUAAAGUUCAUCAGCCGAGGCCGCAGGCCGGAUGUGAUUCUGGAGAAGGGAGAAGUCAUCGACUUUUCGUCCCUGAGCUCCUCGGACCGCACCCCGCUCACGAGCCCAUCACCCUCGCCAUCCCUGGACUUCUCUGCCCCAGGGACCCCGGCCUCUCACUCAGCCACGCCCAGCCUGCUUUCGGAAGCCGACCUCAUUCCAGACGUGAUGCCACCACAGGCCUUGUUUCACGAUGACGAUGAGAUGGAAGGGGACGGUGUCAUAGACCCUGGGAUGGAGUAUGUCCCGCCCCCUGUCAGCGCGGCUGCCUCAGGGACAGGGCUCGGGGGCAGAAAGAAGGUCAGGGCCCCUGAGCAGAUCAAGCAGGAGGUGGAGAGUGAGGAAGAGAAGCCCGACAGGAUGGACAUCGACAGUGAGGACACAGACUCCAACACGUCUUUGCAGACAAGGGCGCGAGAGAAGAGGAAACCUGUGCUGGAGAAGGACCGGAAGCCCAAGGGGCCCAAGUUCACCCCCGUGAGCAUCUAUGAGGAGAAGCUGCUCCUCAGGCGGCUGGAGGCCUGUCCUGGGGCCGUGGCCAUGACCCCCGAGGCCCGGCGGCUGAAGCGGAAGCUGAUCGUCCGGCAGGCAAAGAGGGACCGGGGGCUGCCGCUCUUUGACCUGGACCAGGUCGUGAACGCUGCACUCCUGUUAGUGGACGGAAUUUACGGGGCCAAAGACGGAGGAGUUUCCAGGCUUCCAGCUGGACAGGCCACAUACAGGACGACCUGUCAGGACUUUAGAAUCCUUGACCGGUACCAGACUGCCUUGCCAUCCAGGAAAGGAUUCCGGCACCAGAGCACAAAGUUUCUGUACCGUUUGGUGGGAUCAGAAGAUAUGGCUGUGGACCAGAGCAUCGUCAGCCCGUACACGUCUCGGAUCCUGAAACCCUACAUCAGGCGUGAUUACGAAACAAAGCCACCCAAACUGCAGCUGCUCUCCCAGAUCCGCUCCCACCGACACAGUGGGGACCCGCACUGGACGCCGGAGCCAGAUGCCCCUCUCGAUUACUGCUAUGUCCGGCCAAAUCACAUCCCAACCAUAAACUCCAUGUGUCAGGAGUUCUUCUGGCCUGGCGUCGACCUGUCCGAGUGCCUGCAGUACCCUGACUUCAGCGUCGUCGUCCUCUAUAAGAAAGUCAUCAUAGCCUUCGGCUUCAUGGUCCCCGACGUGAAGUACAACGAAGCUUAUAUUUCGUUUCUGUUUGUCCAUCCUGACUGGAGAAGAGCGGGGAUCGCGACUUUCAUGAUUUAUCAUCUGAUUCAGACGUGCAUGGGCAAGGACGUGACCCUGCAUGUCUCCGCCAGCAACCCUGCCAUGCUGCUCUACCAGAAGUUCGGGUUCAAGACGGAAGAGUACGUCUUAGACUUUUAUGACAAGUAUUACCCCCUGGACAGCACGGAGUGUAAGCACGCGUUCUUUCUGCGUCUACGACGCUGACGUGAGCGCGGCUCCUCAUAGCGCACACGCUUGAAGGAGAGGGCUGACGUGAGUGCGGCUCCUCACGGGGUGCAUGUACUUGGAGGAGAGGGCUGACUGGGCUGACGUGAGUACUGCUCCUCACGGCUCACGCGCUUGGAGGAGAGGGCUGACGUGAGCGCGGCUCUUCACGGUACAGGCGCUUGGAGGAAAGGGCCAACAGGAGGCCCGGCGGCAGGUGCUCACCCACUGCAGGUUCUGAGCUCCGCGGAGCUGAGGGGCUUGGGUGGCGGCGUAAGUGGUGAGCACCUUUUCAACACAGUCACUGGACAGGCUUUCGCCCGCACCUUGGACUCCCAAGGUCUGCCAAGACUGACAGGUGUGCAGAUCUUCAGCCGACAGCCCAUUGAGCCAGAAAGGCCUGAGCUGAUGUUCCUGAGGAGAGAAGUUCUAUCCCAUUUAAAGUGAGCAGGGUGAUUGUGGUCCAGGGUCCCUGCUGUGUCCGCGAGGCCCUGUGCUGUCCUGGUGACGACCACACGCUGGCCCAGCCGGUCCCAACCUGGCUGUGCUGUCCCCAGAGCAGGGCACGCGCUGACUUUGGUCACAGUGUCGGUGUGUGACUUCGCCUCACCUUUCUCCUGUGAGCAUGUCCGGCUGAGGCCCCGGCCUGGGAGGUGGGAGCUGUUCCCUUGUCCUGUGAAGUGAGGUCAGUUUGGGGCUGGAGGAGCUGGGCAGCCUGCUGUUUGAUUGUGCCCCCGACAGAGGUGUGCGGUGGUGGGAGGGGUCAGCCGUGGACAGACACACUUCGCAUCUGCCAGCCGAGGCUGUUGGUGGGCUUGUGGGGAGUGGAAGUGGACCAUCAGUCGGGUGCUUUUGGAUUUAGUAGAAAUGCUUCCCAUAGUAUCAAAUGUUCUCAAAUAAAAUAUUUUCUUGUGACAACCUA